AUGAAGGUCGCCGUGUUGGACCUCGGGUCUCUCUUUUCCAAAAUCUUCAAGACCUCGACUGCGACCCCGGCGUCCCCGGCGGUGCCCUCCCCGGCUGUGAACUCCAGCAAAUUGGAAGGCGCUGCCAGCGCGGGGCCGGCGGGCACAGCGCUGAGCACGGCCCCCACCCUGCGCCUCCUCCCCGCCUUGGCGCCCGACUCCCCCUGCACCCCGCGGGGGGCGCCCGCCGCGCCCCACCCUCCGCUCACCGCCUCCUACCCCAGGCCCCAGAGCAAGCAAAGUCCAGUCCCCGCCGCAGGACCUGCCCAGGACCUGCCCCAGGACCUGCCCCAGGACCUGCCCCAGGACCUGCCCCGGGCCCCGUCUGGCGGUGGCCGCAGAGCCCAGAGCUCCCCGGAGCUUCUGGGGGCGGGGGCGCGGUCGACCCCGGUCCCCGGCGGGGUCUGGGCGGCGCUGCCAUCCAUCCGGGGCGCAGUGGGUAGCAGCAGUUCAGCCUGGAGCCCACGGAACCCCCGCCAGCGUGGCCCCGGAGACCCAGAGCCCAGCGCUUGGAUGCCCCCCGGGCCGGGCCCCAGGACCCUCUUCUCCACCCUGCCGGGCAUCGGCGAGGAGUGGGCCUCGGACAGCGACUCGGAGGAGGCCGGACACGCGAGAGGACUGUCAGAAGGAUCUGGGAAACACAAUUUUUCUGUAAAAAGCAAAGAUCCUUUACCUACACACUUUACAAGUAAUGUGCAGAAAGCCAUUGAUAAAUAUACCUGUGAGUCCGUGUCACCGUUUUCAUCCAGUGGAAGCCCCACACCCACAGAAGCCCACAGCUCUUGGUCCAGGUCUGGGACGCAGAGUUCGAACUCGACCACGGGUGUAUCUACCGAAAGGAGCUCCAUUUGCUCAUGGAGAGAUGAAGAGUUUGACAAAGCCAGUGCACAGAAAGUACAGCAGCUAUUCUGGGAGGUCGAGGAGAUGUUAUUCGAAGGGAAAGUGAGCCCACAGACCCAGAACCUCAUGGCUGAGUGCAGCGAGUGGGCGAGACGAUCCAUCCAUCUGAGAGUAUUAGGAAGACAGGUCAUCCUGCCGACCGAUGAAGGGGUCCGCCACUUCCAGGGCAGCGAGCCUCGCUCUGCAGGUCACAAAUGCUCCCCGGAUGCCCAUCAACGCAGCAGCAACAUCAGGCAGUUGUGCAUUUCCGGCUCUCAAAUACUCCCAGCAGCACUUGCAGCCCAGGCCCUGCCAGGUCCCGACUGCACAGAGGUGGCCAACCUAGCCGCAUGUUCAUCCCUGCAGGAAGAGGUCUAUGAUGUGGAUGGAAAAAUCGAAGAAUAUUUCGCUUUUGACAGAAAAGAAGAUGACGAUGAACAUCUGGAACAGAAAUCAGCUCACCACUGUGGGAUGCAGAGCAAGCACGGACUUCCUCCCAUUUCCCCUCAUGACUGUAUCAAAAAUGCUGUGGCUGCAGAAGUGUUUGAUCAUAUCUGGACAAAUGUGGUAGAAAUACUGGAAGAGCUGAUUAGAAAAAACUGGGAAGUUACACUCACAGGAAGAAGAAAACAGAAAGAAAAAUUGAAAGUCGCUGAGGCUAAAUCUCCGCAGGGACUCAUUUCCCAUAUUAACACUGGUCUAAUGAGUGUUCCCCUGUCCAGAAGUUCUGAAACUCAAAGCAUCUCCCUGGCUUCUCAUCUUAAUCCCCUCCAGAUCCAUCGCUUCUCCAACAAUUUGUAUAGUGAUUUGAAUGGUGUGAUGACAAUUCAAGCAAAACCGCUUCAGCAGAGACCGACCCAUUUUGCCGACAGGACACAGAAUGAACAAGAGGACAAAUCACUGAGUGUGGGGGCUAGUGCCCUUUCUGCGACCCGCCACCGUCUGGGACGAAUCUCAGACUCCUGCCGACUACAGACUCCUGCAAAGAAAACACCGAUACACAGGAGGCUGCCUUCUCUCACUUCGGACUCACAGAGAAUGAAAACCCCCAAUGUGGACAGUGAGGAGGUGCUUAGGGGAACAAGACUGCAAACUGGCCUGGACCUCAUGUCCUCCCCACCCGUCCACACCGCACGGAGCAGGUUACCCCCCAUCGGCCCCGAGCCCGCCGAGCAGAAGGUGGCAGUUCCUGGAUCUCGCCCUGUCUCUUGCAGAGGAAGGCAUGCACAAAGCCGUGUUCUAAGUGCAAUACCCGAUAGUGUAGAACGAUCACCUCUUCGAGAAAGAUCUCUGACUAUGGAACAGUUUUCAAGGCCCAGCACAACCCAUACGUUCCGGUCAGAUACCCCUCGAAAAGGUUCAUUGACUCUGAUGGAGUUUGCUGGUCACACCUGGGCAGGUCAAGGUUUGCUGACAGGUUCGAAGUAUCCACCCAAGUCUUUCCAGAGGACAGCUCUGACUUUAAGAAAGAGAUUCCAAGUGGCAUCUUGAUGUUGCUGCCCCAGAAUUGCAGCCUUUGCUGGGCCACCCAGAGCCUCCGCGACCACUUGUCACUUGAAAAACAGAAGAACAAGUAUUAUCUUAUGUGUCUGUUGGCCCGGCAGUCUGCGAUAUAGGGCUGUCGGAGAGAAACGCACACAGAUAAACAACUUAAUUGGGAACACUUUGUCUUGUAAACACAAUACAAGUCAAGGUCAUCAGUCUUCAUCAUUGGAAGCAUUCCAAUAUGGAUCCUUUAGGCUUUGCUCAGAGGAACCUCUGUUUAUAAUUCUUCCUUUUAUCCACUAUACACCCACACAUAAUUAGUGUACGAAUUCAUACACUACUUAAUAUACAUAGUAAUAUGCCAUUUUGUAACUUUGUGUCUUGACAUGUUUUUUGUGUCUCAUUCCAUGAUUAAUUCCAUCCAAAUCCUAAUCACAAACAGAUAUUAUUUCCUUCCUGAGAAAAUAGCAGAGGCAUCUGGGGUACCAAGUGCCCGUGUAAGAUGGGGCUGUGCUGGUCAGGGUGCUGACUUUCUCAUUCCCUUUUAAAAGGCAGUUUCGUCAUGAACCUCUUUGAGGAACGUCAGUGGUGACGUCUCCCAAGCCCAUUUUGCUUGACUAGUUUUCAUGUUCAAGUUCAGGUGGUCUUUUCAGAAGUAUCCCCAGUUUAUUGAUUUUUAAAAUCAAGUGAUUGAUUUUAAUUAUGAAUAUAAACAUAAUUAAAAUACAUUGCAUGUGGUUUCAUCGUUAUUGUUCACAACUGAAGUGUUCCUCCCUUGGACAGAAGGCUUCGAGCAGCAUCUUCCCCUUCUCCUCACCACCUGAGCGUCCUCAGAUGUCACCUCGGGGCAUGGAGCCUUCCCGAUCCCUCUGUCUAAAGCAGCAGCUCCCUCUGCUCUCUGUC
Messenger RNA from Eptesicus fuscus (big brown bat), 3306 nucleotides. RefSeq names its product family with sequence similarity 149 member A (gene FAM149A). The record is from RefSeq and is a predicted model, not a curated record. The transcript has 15 exons. NCBI's taxonomy places the organism in Eukaryota, Metazoa, Chordata, Mammalia, Chiroptera, Vespertilionidae. Bases 1 to 2409 code for a protein of 802 amino acids.